Molecule: messenger RNA, 228 nt
Organism: Orbicella faveolata
Lineage: Eukaryota; Metazoa; Cnidaria; Anthozoa; Scleractinia; Merulinidae
Product: pollen-specific leucine-rich repeat extensin-like protein 1
Source: RefSeq, a predicted model, not a curated record
CACACCACUCACCACUCACCACUCUCCACUCUCCACUCUCCACUCUCCACUCUCCCUCUCCACUCACCACUCACCACUCUCCACUCGCCAUUCUCCACUCUCUACUCUCCACUCUAUACUCUCCACUCUCCACUCUUCCCUCCGCACUCUCCCCUUUGCACUCUCCACUCUCCGCUCGCCACUCGCCACUCUCCACUCUCCACUCACAACUCACAACUCACCAACUAG